This is a messenger RNA of Strongylocentrotus purpuratus (purple sea urchin), 3851 nucleotides long. RefSeq names its product solute carrier family 25 member 40-like. NCBI's taxonomy places the organism in Eukaryota, Metazoa, Echinodermata, Echinoidea, Camarodonta, Strongylocentrotidae. The transcript has 11 exons. The coding region runs from base 162 to 1205 and encodes 347 amino acids. The record is from RefSeq and is a predicted model, not a curated record. Gene Ontology annotation, biological process: mitochondrial transmembrane transport.
UAAUCUCCGUAGAUUCUACCAUACGAAUAUGCUGAACUGCAUGCGAAUUUUUGUGAUCUGAUGCCCAGAAUAAAACUCGCAUUGGGAGAUUUUUGUGCUUGGACACCUGUCUUGUCUUUGCAAUAGACCAGCUUCAGUGGUAUGCUAGAUAGCACACAUUGAUGAUGUCAGGACAAGAUGGCCAGAAGGAAAAGAGAAAGAGGCCGGUACUCGACCCUAAUUCCCUGAAACCAUGGCAUCAAAUGGUUGCUUCUGGCAGUGGUGCUCUCAUCACUGCUAUUACAAUGACCCCACUUGAUGUAGUGAAGAUAAGACUACAAGCUCAGGCAAAACCUAUGAAGAGUGGUCAGUGCUUUUUCUACUGUAAUGGUCUUAUGGACCACAUGUGUCACUGUCUAAAUGGCUCAAAACCAGGGACAACUGCUCCGUGGUACAAGGCACCCAGCAAGUUUAAUGGAACAUUGGAUGCAUUUGUGAAGAUAGCAAGAAAUGAAGGGAUUUUCAAGUUGUGGAGUGGUCUCUCUCCCACUCUUUUGAUGGCGCUACCUGCAACUAUCCUCUACUACACCUCCUAUGACCAGUUAAAGUAUCGUCUUGACUACAAGCAGGGAGUCAAAGGAGAAUUCUGGAAACCCAUGCUGGCAGGGGGCGGUGCAAGAUUAUUUGCAUGCACAGUGAUUGCCCCGCUUGAGCUUAUACGCACCAAGAUGCAGUCCCGUCCUUUCACCUACGCAGAGAUGAUAGGGUGUGUCCGCACGGCUGUCUCAGAAGAGGGCAUCAUGUCUCUAUGGAGGGGAUGGAGCCCCAUGGUCUGGAGAGAUGUGCCUUUCUCAGUUAUAUUAUGGCUGAACUAUGAACCUCUGAAGGCGAGAAUAUGUAAAGAAUAUGGUCUCACAACUCCAACAUUUCCCAUAGCAUUCUUCUCAGGAGCUUUUGCUGGCACAGUGGCAGGAGUCCUGACACAGCCCUUUGAUGUAUUAAAGACACACAGACAGCUGGAGAUGGGGGAGAUUGGAGACAUGAGAAGAUCAAAAGAAGUGUCAAGUAGCACCUUAAACAUCAUGAAGAGGUUAUAUGCUGCAAAGGGACUGAAUGGCUUAUAUGCAGGUACUUUACCCAGACUCUUCAAGAUAACCCCAGCUUGUGCCAUCAUGAUCGGCUCCUAUGAGUUGGGUAAAUCAGUCUUCCUCGCUGACGUCAAAUGAGAAGAGUACCGGACCUGUUUCACAAAGCAUUUUUUCAAUGACCAAUGACAAGUAUCAGUGACAAAUCUGCUGAUAACCAAUCAGAAGCAAGGAUUUCAGUAGCUUAUAACAACAACUGUCAUUUGUCACUAAUGCAAGUUUUGUGAAACACCCCCUGGUAGACACUCCUAUUCAUUCUCAAAGAUGUCAUAUCUCCAGAUAGCUUCUAGCAUCUGAUAUCACUUGAUAUUGUCUAAAUCAUGAUGCCUUAUCAGACGAGCGUCUGACUUAACCAUGCUGAUGGCAGACAUCAAUGUUAUGCAGAUAUUAUUUUCAUUUCUCUUUCUUUAAAAAAUGAUGUACUCUUUGGGGUAAAUGCUUAUCUUUGUUUGAACAUUAAAGAUCAUAACCUGCACAUGAUCCUUAAUUCUUUAUGCUUUUUUUCAAAAUGUACUCACGAUGUGAUUUGGUCACAAGAGUGGUUCCCAGCAUUCUUUUUUUAUCCACUGUUUUACGCAUGUUACAGGUCACACUGACACACUGCUCAUAAGUGGGCCUAUUUUAAGUUUUAACUAUUAAAUGGUAAUAUUAUGAUGCAGAGAAUGUUUGUAUUUUAUUGAUAGAUAAUACUCCCGGCUUGGACAAAAAUCUGCUUAUGAUUGAUAGUAUUAAAAAAAAAUUUUGCUCAUAUAUUUUGUCAUUUAGUUUGUUUUGUGUGUGCAUGUGCAUGAUUUUAAUCUAAUGCAUAUGCACAAUGAGCAUUUGAUUAUAUUUCCUAAAAGUGUAUUUAGUUUUGCUUUAUAAGUUCAUCGGUUAUUCAAGCAAAGUUAUUUUGUUUGUGUGUCUAUCAUUUCUUAUUCCAUGCAUGUGUUUACAGUGAUGAAGAUUAUUUUCAUGGGAAAUUGACCCGAGGCUGUGGAUUUAUUUUCUAAAUCUCCAUUUAUAAGGAGCCAAUGAGAGUCUGUAAGAAGAGCAUGGAUUGUAUAUUGGUGAAAGAUAUCUACAGAUAUGUAUUCACACCAAGGUGGAGGAUGAAAAGUGUAACAGUUUAUUUCUUUUUAGUUGUCAUUUGUUUGUAUUUUGAUGCAUUUAAUAUCGACCUAUGUGGGUUUGACUUAAAUUGAGAUUAUAUCCCAAAUUGACUCAGUAAUUCAGGAGAGGAAUAUGCACUGAUUUACUGUAUUUUAAAUAGAGAUGGUCACAUGUUGUUCAAAGAACUUAUUUGAUGAAAUCAUCUUCUGGAACCAGAAGGGCAUUAAAUCCUUUAAAUCAUUCAAAUAUUGAUUUAAUGCUGUUAAACCAUUGACUAAUCUAUUUUUAAUUGUUUUCCUCCCUCUUUGGGCUGAUAUUUCUCAUUUGUGAAUGCUGUAAUAUUUUUUAUUCAUUAAACAUUUUCUUUUCUAAAAAAACGGUAAACAAAAAAACAAAACUUUUUUAAAAAGUCGACCGUAGAUUUCAAGAUUUUUGGGUCGCAAAGGGCAAUACAACAUCUUUUCUCUUUUACGCCUAAUGGUGAUCAACUCUAGAAAUGAUGUUGAAUCUCAUGUUUUGUAGUUGCAGUGGAGAUUCAUCGACUCUCUCUCACUCUCUCUCUCUCUAUUUCUCUCCCUCUCUCCCUUUAAGAAUUCUCAUAUUGAAUAUUUUAAUUUCUGGGAUACCGGCUCAUGAAAUGUGCUGAUGUGCUAUGUUUUGUAAUCUUUAAAUUCUGUCUGUCUUUAAAUUAAAUGUGUGUAUAAAGGAUCAAAACGCUUUGUCAGAUUCUACAUUUGAAAUUCAGCCCUUACUGUUGGCACUUCAUCUUGGCAGUUGCCUGUUUUUUUUUUUAAAGUACCAGAUUUCUCAUUGACAGAUGAAUUUGAUGCAACGUAAUGAUUUCAUAUUGUUUAUUGGUCAUAUAUUUGUGGUGGUGUUCCUCUUGGUAUAAUGAGAGAGAGGUGUUAUUAUAAAAAAUGAACGAUGAUUUGACCCCACAUUUUCUUGGAAUUGUUGCAGUUCUGGUAGUAUAUACAUGUAUUUGGACCCAACCUUGGAGCACAGACUACCUCUCAAUGGCUGUAUGUCAAAUUUGAUGACAAUGCAAUGGUUCUAUUAAUAGCCUCAUGAAUUAUAGAGAUUAGUGAAUGGCAAUAAAACAUUGAAUUAUUUACUUAUUGGUAAAAUGAUAAAAUGAGAGUACAGAAGUAAAUGCAUCUUUGUGUAGUGAUAUAUUAUAUCACUAUACAUUCAAUACUGAAGCAUAUGCAUGUCCAUGAACUUAAGUUGAAGAAUCCAUCCACCAAAAAUAAGCAUGUCACCGAAAAAUGUCAUAUCACAAUUUUAUAGUUCUUGCCUUCUUUUAAAUUUGCAGAUAUGACAAGGAUUUUUAAAGAAAUAAGUUGUGUCUGGAGAUUAAGAAGGAUAAUAACAAAAUUGAUGGAAAUGUGUUUUGUUCAGAAAUGUACGGAUAUUUUAUUGUACUUUAUUUUAAAUCAUGUUUUUUGUAUACUUAAUGUUCUGCCUGGUCCAUGCAUUUAUAUUGAGAAUAUGUACAGAUAUUGUAAAUUACAGAUAUUGUAUGCCCAGGCAGGGACUUGGCAACAAUGUUGUGUGUAAACUAUGAUCGUAUUUAAAAUCAUUGAUCUCCAUUUGUGGGAAUAAAAAAAUAAAAAAUCAUCAUUGUACUUUCUA